This is a messenger RNA of Parnassius apollo (apollo), 474 nucleotides long. The record is from the annotation of a GenBank genome assembly. Lineage: Eukaryota; Metazoa; Arthropoda; Insecta; Lepidoptera; Papilionidae.
AUGUUAAAUCUAAUAUUCUUAUUGCAGACUGGUGGUGGUCCUGCCGAUUAUAUACCUCCAGAUGACAUAUUAGACCGGGUGACCAGUCUAUUAGGAAGUACAGUCAUUGGGUUUACUGUGCCUUUUGGGGGUGAUAAGGAAAUGGCUUGGUUUGAUGUUUGUGGUGGUGCUGAUGGUAUAGUUGGAAUAAGUGAUGAUCUUGAAAAAAUUGGAAAUGUGACGGUGCAGACAGAACAAAUAGUUGAUACAAAGGAAAAGAAAUUUAAGCCAGAUGAGAACAGGACAGCCAGGAACACUGCUAUAGCUGAAUAUUAUUCAGCGAAAAAACAAUGCUUGGAUGCCAAGUUAAAUAAUAUUAACUUAGAAAAUGAUUAUUUAAAACUAAAAAAUGUAGAACUUAAACUGAAUAAUGAAAAGCUUACGUUAGAGACUGAGAAAUUAAAAUUAGAAUUAGAGCGGUUAAGAAAGCAAUAA